AUGCUAUUACUCCUUCUCUCCAUGUUUUGCGUUUUGGAGCACAGUGUCGAAACAGACGAGAUUUCGUGUAAUGGUCUUCUGUUUGAUCAUGUUUAUUACGACAGAGAAUUAUUACUGGAAAACCUUGGAAGACCAUAUAAUUUGGUCGUGCAUAAAUUUUCUGCGACGCUCUUUUUUAGCCAUACGGUACAGAAAGGGACUGAAGUCGAUUUUGAAAUAAUGACUUUUGAUUUGAAUAAAAAUUUUACCAAUGUUGUUGGUGGAGUACCAGGCGGAUAUGCCAUAGCAUAUGAUCCCGGAAACGAUGAUAUUUAUUUUGGUGGACACGAUGGUAUAUAUAAAUACAAUUUCCUAACCAAAUCGGCUGAAUUUUUCGCCGAAGAAGGGAAAUCUAUAUGGGGUUUGUUUAUUAGGAAAAAUUUCUACUACAUUGAAUAUCCAACACAGAAGCUACACGUUUAUAUUGAUGAUAAAUUUGUGCAAGUGGCCGAAGCCGUGAACAUCGAAGUUGACAAUUUCUUUACGACGAAGCGUUUUGACGUAUAUUUUUCGAAUAAAACUGCUCUUUACAAAGUUGAUAGGUUCACUCAAAGUCCUCUAAUAUUAAAUGAUGAUAUUGUUGUAAGACAAAUAGUCGAAGAUGGUUUUGGUGAUGUAUAUAUAGCUGGCAACAAUGGUAUAUACGUGGAGGAUAAACCUUAUAAUAGAAUUAAAAAGGUUGCAAAUAUGGAUCAUUUAUUUGGUAUGACGUUUGAUCAAAAUGAUCAUAUUAUUUACUCGGAUAAAAAUACUAUUUACAGACUUAUUCCGAGUAAUAAUAGUAAUGCAUGCAGAAGACUUCUACCUCCAGAAAUAGACAGUUUAAUGCAAGGAUUCGAAGCCAUUUGA
Molecule: messenger RNA, 888 nt
Organism: Melitaea cinxia (Glanville fritillary)
Lineage: Eukaryota; Metazoa; Arthropoda; Insecta; Lepidoptera; Nymphalidae
Product: ommochrome-binding protein-like
Exons: 1
Coding region: 1-888 (295 amino acids)
Molecular function (GO): protein binding
Source: RefSeq, a predicted model, not a curated record